This is a messenger RNA of Trichomycterus rosablanca, 9906 nucleotides long. RefSeq names its product capicua transcriptional repressor a (gene cica). The coding region runs from base 296 to 7666 and encodes 2456 amino acids. The record is from RefSeq and is a predicted model, not a curated record. Gene Ontology annotation, biological process: regulation of transcription by RNA polymerase II. Gene Ontology annotation, cellular component: nucleus. The transcript has 21 exons. Gene Ontology annotation, molecular function: RNA polymerase II transcription regulatory region sequence-specific DNA binding; DNA-binding transcription factor activity, RNA polymerase II-specific. Lineage: Eukaryota; Metazoa; Chordata; Actinopteri; Siluriformes; Trichomycteridae.
UAAGCGGCUAUACUUUUUUCCUCAUUUAGGGUGGCUUUGCGGAAGAAAAGCAUUUUAAAAGCUGACUGUCAGCGGCCGCGACGAUUCAGUGUUUUUUAUCCGUUUUAUUUUGUAAUCAGUAUCAUUUCAUCGCCUCUGGUGGUUUUAAAGGGGGCAGAAUAACCAGCAAAAAGGACGAGCCAGGGAUAAUAAGACAAAAGGGACGGCAUGAAAGAAGAAGACAGACUGGAAUAUAUCAAUCAGCUGGAACACACAGAAAAACUUAGGGACUAAAAACUUUUUUAGGCAAUUAAACAUGAAACCCAUUAAAAAACAAGGCAGACGGUCACCUCCAUCCACAAGAGCCAAGGGAGGGAAGAGAAAAGGGGCGACUGAUGCCAGCCCAGAGGAGGACAAAAGAGACACAGAGAAAAAGCCCAGACUUUUACCGUCCUCUCCUAAGAGACUGAUCUCUUCAAAUUCUGACUCCUCACAAGAUGAGCCAGUCACAUCCAGGAGGACUUCAGAAAGAGAGGGACAAAAAGAUGGAAUACUGGAUGUAUCAGGGGAUUCUCAGAGCUUCAAGUCAGGUGGAACACAGAGCGACAGUAACAGCAGCACAGCCAGUGCCAAUAACAGCCCCAAUCCCUCAUCCAGCCGCAAGACAGCCACAUUCAAGGCCCGUGUUCCCAAAAAGAAGUAUACUUCUGAGCACUAUACUGGAAACCAUGACAAUACAAGCACUUUCAAUACUGUUUCACAGAGCAACAGCUUUACACCUCAAAAUGGCACAGGUGCGAGUACUAGUCAGGACAGUGCCACUGGAGCUGCACACACAGACACUCACAAUCAAACCAGCCAGCUGGCUGUGGGCAGCAUCACAGGGGUCAUUCACAACAGCGUAGACACACAGGUGGACAGAAUAGAAGACGGGAGCAGUGAGAGGAACAAGACGGGCAUGUCUAGCCCUCAGCGGUGCUCCUCCACAGACACAGCUAGUGAGCACUCAGCCGAUGUCGACCUGACAACACAGCCAUCUGACUCGCACUCCAAGCUUCAAGGAGCACAGGCAUAUGUUAAUUCUGCACUUCCACUGGAAAGCCUACCGUCUGCGAUGUCAGAAGCACUUGCCAAAGGUUUAAAAAACCAGAGGGUUCUGGCCAGAGUUGGCACAAGUGAUGGGCAGCCUUCUGAAAGAGAACAGACUGGAGUUUUCCGUGCUGGUGUAGUCCGGGAAGUCAGUGGGGAACACAGUAGUGUGGAGGUGCAGCUGAACGGGGAGAAAACCUUAUGCAAAUACCCAUUCCAAGGGUCUACCAAUACGGUGGACCUGAUUUUGGAUGCAGCCCCACCGGAGCGAGCGGCUGUGCCCAUAGGAACACGUGUGUGUGUGCCGUUUGGAAUGGGGAGUGAAGGUAGCGAGGGGGCACCACAGUGGUACAGAGAAGGCCUGGUCACCCAAGUGGACUCCCAACUUGCAGUUUCCUCUCGCUACUGUGUCCAGUUAAAGAGUAAUUUAGCAAAUGAAAAGGAGGGGAAAGGAUCCGGAGAAGACGGAAGAGACAACAAUCCUCAGGCAGUGUGGGUAUCGCGGCAGAGCCUACGCCUCCUGGUUCCACCCUGGGACCUGGAAUUGCCACAACCCAAUGAGCAAAGUAAUGAGGGUCGAAGAGUUGCGUCAGGCGAGAGUAAGUGGGACACGAGGGAGGAGAUGGAAGUGGAACCAGAGCUGUGUCAUUUUAGCAUGGUGCACGGAAUGUCUGGUCCAGUGUUCGUUAGAGGGAUGCUGCACCCUGGAAAUGCAUCUUCUUUACCUCCGUCGUCCUCCACAUGUGCCGUCAGCUGUGCCAUCACUUCUGUCCUUAACAUAACACCAGACAGAGACUGGGAAUGCAGACAAAAGGAGAAAGAGAUGGAGCUGCAAAGGCAGUUAGAAAAAGACAGAGAAAGGGAAAGGGUUUCUUUACCAGCUCCAGAAGAAGACAUGGAGGUCAGUCAUUUUAACAUGGCCAAACUCAGGGAGGCUGGCCUCACGUCAGUUAUGGGCAGCAAACCAUUGGGUAUGACCUCUCAGCAUCGACCAAUUCUCUCUAAACCACCAGACUACCUCAGCCCUCGCCUGUCAGUGGUACGAGGCAUUGGUACCCCGUUAGCACCCCACUUGGCCCUUGGAACCUCAUCUGUUCUCCUGGGCAUGGAUGCAGCAGCAGCGGCAGUCAUCUCUUCCACCCAACAGUUGCCUUUACUGCCUCCCUCUUCUUCUCGCAGUUCACUUGAAAAGACUUCCACUUCAAGCUCCCAUGGUGCAUCUGGAGGUGGCUCAAGCUCCUCAUCUUCUUCUUCACGUUCCCGUACACCACUCACAGCUGCCCAGCAGAAGUACAAAAAGGGGGAUGUGGUGUGUACUCCUACAGGCAUCCGGAAAAAGUUUAACGGGAAACAGUGGCGACGCCUGUGCUCCCGUGAGGGCUGCUCGAAGGAGUCCCAGCGUCGUGGUUACUGCUCACGUCACCUGUCCAUGCGCACUAAAGAGAUGGAGGCAGGAGGCGGGGUGGGCAGAGACAGGAGUGGUGCCAGCAGCACAGGCACCCUUACACCUGAUCUCCGCCUAGGGGGUCGUACCAGCAGUGAGUUUGACUGGGAUGAUACAUCACGGGACAGUAGCGAAGCCAGCAGUCGUGGAGGAGACUCACGUCCUCGUCUCGUCUUGCAUUCCCUCUUACCGCAAGAGCUGCCACGUGAUCUAUCACGCUUCGACUUUGAUGAGUGUGAGGCGGCAAACAUGCUGGUGUCUCUCGGUAGCUCACGUUCAGGCACUCCGUCAUUCUCCCCUGUGUCUAAUCAGUCAACUUUCUCUCCUGCCCCCUCUCCUUCACAAUCUCCAUUAUUUGGCUUUCGUCCAGCUCACUUUAGUCCUAUCACAGCACCUCCAUCUCUUACCCCUCGACGUUCACGGCAUCUCAGUGGCACCAAGCUGGGCACUCCUGGCACAGAACGGGAGCGCCACUUAUCUGGAAUUAUGCCUACCUUUCAGACCAACCUGACCUUUACUGUACCCAUGAGUCCUAGUAAGCGCAAGUUGGAUGCCCCGCCACCUCCACUUCCACCUGACUACGCUAAGUCCGACCCCCAGCUGGGUGACUUGGGACUAGGUCUUAGUGUGGCAUUUAGGGCAGUGUCACCUCAAAGCCAGCCGACCACUCCUUCCUCUCUUUCUUUUUCCCGACCAAGGAGUGCGACCAGUCGCCCCUCAUCAUCUGCUGCAUCCACCCCACCACCUAUGUUAGUUUCUCCCACACCCCCUUCACCCCUGCCUCAGGACCCCAGCCCACGUCGCAUUGUUCCUCUGCGGGAUUCACCUGUCAUUGUCCGCAACCCUGACGUGCCACUGGCUAAGUUCAGCGACGGUCCCUUAAGUCGGAGAACAGGCUCCCGCUCCAGAGAGCACAGUCAGCAACCUUACCUUGCUGUGGGACUCCAGGCUCCUGUGCCCAUUAACAGAGCUGCCACUAAUGGUGCGGUCUUGCUCCGAAAUCCUGCUGCCACCUUGGUUCUGGUGACUUCUGCACCAUCACUAAUUACUGUUGCAGCAGGGCAUCAAACCAACUCAUGCCAGACCACGAGCAGUGUGUCUGCUUCUGGGACAGCCACUGGUACAGCUUUGGCGAGUUCGAUGUCAGUAGGAAGAGACAGAGAGAGAAAACUAGGUGAUCAUACAGAUGCACUCGGUGGGCAGCUGCCUCAACCUAUGGCUUGCCAUCCAAGUCCCACUGCUCUACUGCCUCUCAUCCUACCAGCGGAGUCUCCACAUCCUGCCCCCCGCAAGGAUAUUAUCAUAGGACGACCUGGUACAGUCUGGACCAAUGUGGAACCUCGCUCGGUGCCAGUAUUUCCCUGGCAUUCAUUAGUUCCUUUUUUAGAGACCAACCAAUCAAAUUCCUCCACCCAGCCUGCUGAUGGUCAAGCACUUGUGAACAGAAGCAACGAGCCACAAUGUGGAGUAGCACUUAGGAGUGAUGGCCGUGCCGAGCAUUCAGCUGCAGAGAGAGCGUCACCUUCUUUCCCUCCACCCACUGCAGAUAACCAACCAGCAGACAGAGAUGGAGGAGAUAGUGAGACAGAGAGUGAUGCUGAUGAUCUGUUUUACUCAGGUGCAUCCCAAGACCCUUCUUCCUCCACUGGUCCGAGAAAGAGACGGACCCAAUCACUUAGUGCCCUGCCCAAAGAUGGUGACAAGAAGAGAGAAAAGGACCACAUUCGGCGGCCUAUGAACGCAUUCAUGAUCUUCAGCAAGCGUCAUCGUGCUCUGGUGCACCAGAGGCACCCGAACCAGGACAACCGCACAGUCAGUAAGAUCCUGGGUGAGUGGUGGUAUGCUCUGGGUCCCAAAGAGAAGCAGAAGUACCAUGACCUUGCCUUCCAGGUUAAGGAGGCUCACUUCAAGGCUCACCCUGACUGGAAGUGGUGUAACAAAGACAGGAGGAAAUCUCUGUCUGAGGGUCGAGGCACUCCAGGUUCCAAAGAUGCUCGAGAACGAAGUGUUUCUGAAAGCACAGACACCCAGUCAGUGCCUCAGGGGGUGGAUCACAAGGAAGCAGGAUCCAGCUGGGUAUCAGAGUCAGAGCGCUGGAGCAGGCCACUGGACAAGCCUACAAGGCCUCGUGCUUUUUCCCAGAGUGCAGCGCACAGCUUGGAGAGGAAAGUCGAUCGGGAUCAUGAGAAGGAGGGAGCCAGCUCAUUUCGGACUUACCCGCUUCCUUCCUUGGAGCGUGGGGCUAGUGAGGAUGUAACCAGUGAUGAAGAGCGAAUGGUCAUUUGUGAGGAAGGAGAUGAUGAUGCCAUGGAGGGCUCCAUAGAUCUGAAGUGCAAAGAAAGAGUGACAGACAGUGAUGAAGAAAAUGACCCUGCAGAUGAGACUGAUGGCAAGAAAGUUAUUUGUCCCAUCUCAAAUUCUUUCUCAAACAAAGAGACAAUGGGCAACAGCGAGAGCGCAAAGAAUAAAGCUACAGAAGUAAAGAUAAAGCAAGAGGCAGAGGCUGGAGGAGGACCAAAUGAAGAUCAAAAACAAGGAGGCAGUGGAAUGGCGGGAGAUAAAGCAGGGCUGGUCCACUCUCAAUCACUUCUAUCAUUUGUUCAUAGCCUAAAUGACACUCUCUCAUCUGAUCCAAGAGCAUUAACGGUGCUGGGGAAUGUCCGGACAGCCCCCACUGUAGUGACAAAUGUGGUUCGACCUGUUGCUAGUGCUCCCAUUGCCAUUGCCAGCAAACCUGUUGAAGGGGUUGUGGCUCCUGGAGCGGCAACCUACGAUGGGAAGCCCAAGCUCCUGAUUGCUGGGGGAGGAUCAGCAGGAACUGGGGCCAUUGCAGGAGGUGGGUACUUUUCUACCUCCUCCCCUAAACCUGUUGGACAAGGGGGUUUAGUGACAGGUUUAGUACUUGGAGAAGCAUUACGGAGUCCUAGUACCGCAAUGGCUAACAACAAUACUGUUCCUCUGCCUUUGCUUCAACCCCAGUUGCUCCCACUUACUCCCCAUAGCUGUGGAAAACAAAUCACCCAGGUGCAGUACAUCCUUCCGACUCUGCCAGCCCUAGCCAACCUAAACAGCCCCACCGCACAGCAACCCCAGCAGCCAACUGGUGUUCUAGCUCUGCCCACUGCCUCGCCUACACACGUAUCCCUUGCUAACAGAGUGUCUCCAGGGGUUGGUCCAGGGAUAAGAUAUGCCUCAGCGCCAGCAGUGGGAGGGGGCAACCCUGGAGGAAGAGUUCAAGCACCAUCUCCAGUCUUACAAAACAAGAUGUUAGUUCCUAUGACAACAGUACGGCCAGGCUCCGCACCUCCGCAGCCUAUUUCCCUUGUGGCCCCGCCACUUCCUGUCCAAAAUGGGGUGCAACCAGGAAGUAAGCUCAUUCAGAUUGCACCUAUGCCGGUCGUCCAAACAAGCAUGCAGCCUGCUGGAACUGUACAUCCCGGAGCCUCCUACCCGGUCUCUGUGGCAACCGCAACUGUCAUGACGUCGGGUGCCACGUCCUCCCAGGCAGUGCUAUUGACUUCAUCCCCUACAAGGAUUACUUACGUUCAACCAUCCCCUGCUGUUGCUGCCCCUUUGUCUCUGGGGUCCACAACUGCAGUCCCCUCUCCCCAGCAAGCCCCGCCCCCUCAUACACCAGCAUUUCUAUCAUCGCCUAUAGCCACGCUUGGCUUCACUGCCAUCGCGCCUGCUUGUCCGACGUUGGUGCACCCAAUAGUGGCAGGCCAGCCUCCCCUCCUGGCCCAGGUUCCACCCCCCAAUGGUUCUUCUCACUCCUCGGCCUCGGGAUCCAAUCGCCAGCUAGUGACUGCCAUUUAUCCAGCCCCAAGUGUCACCCUGACGACAGGAGUGGUUUCUAUGACGACUGUUUCUCAAAGUGUGGCUAGCUCUGUGCCAUUCCUGACAUCCCUCUCAUCACCUUGCAUGAAGACAUCACUAGCAUCAAGUGUGCAGUCACAUGCUCAAAAUCAUGCAGAGGCUUAUUCAGAGGACACUUUGAAGAUGGAGAGCUCUAAAGUACAUAAAGAAGGAACACGGAAAGAAGCUUUUUCAAACACAACCCUUCAGACUAAAGAAUCAGGAACAUCUGCUAGUCCGACCCCACACAUGCAUAAAGGAAAUGGAGAUCAGUCACCCAAAGUCAAAGUUGAGCAUGUUCCCUCAGGACAGGAGUUGGAUGAGCAGAUUGGAAAGGAGGACAGCAGCAUGGAGCAUGACAGUGAUGGAGAUGGUGGAGGAGCUUGCUCUUCUUGGGUGGAGAGUACAGUGAGAGAGAGAGGACGAGAAGCAACACCCAAAAGUCUGGUCACUGAUAACCACAAUAAAGAGGAACAUGGUAAAGAGGCUGCCCGAAGAGACGUGUCUGGGUUGGACUUGUCUCGGCCUCCACCUCAAAGUGACACUCCAGCAGUAAAAAAGACCAAGUCCCGUCCUCCGCCACUCAAGAGCACCACUGAAACUGUAGACAAAGUGCUGAUCGAUAACUACAUUGAUAAGCGCAUAGCUGAGCUGCCCGAGUUUAAGCCAGAGGAAUUGCUACCCUCUCCCAGCCUGCAGAAUCUGGCCACAUCUCCCCGAGCCAUACUCAGCAGCUAUCGCAAGAAAAGGAGGAACUCAACAGAUCUUGACUCUGUUGAUGAUCCCAGCUCUCCAAGGAGAAAGAGUCGUCGCCUGUCCAGCUGUAGCUCAGAACCCAACACGCCCAAGAGCGCUGCCAAGUGUGAGGGAGACAUAUUCACCUUUGACAGAACCGGAGAGACAGAGGACAUUUUAGGCGAGCUGGACCGUGUGCCAUACUCCCUGCGUCGCACAUUGGAUCAGCGCCGGGCCCUUGUCAUGCAACUCUUUCAGGAGCAAGGCUCCCUCUUUCCUUCAGCCCAGGCUACAUCAGCUUUCCAGGCUCGCUACUCUGAAACCUUUCCAAAAAAAAUCUGUUUACAGUUGAAGAUUCGUGAAGUGAGGCAGAAGAUCAUGCAGACAGCCACACCCGGAGGCUCAGAUGUUACAGGGUUUGGAGUGGCAACCGGUGUCCCAGACUCUGCACCAGGACCAUCCAAUCCUACGGCCAGAGGCGAAGGCUGGCCAGAAUUGGAUGAGAAAGGCUCAGAACGGGAAGAGCCUAAGAAUGAGACGAGUGAGUCGCACGAGCUGAGAUAAAGAAUGACAGCGAGGAUACAAACAUGGACAGAAUGUUAUAACGGGCUGUAGGCAAACUGAACUAGCGUCACUGAAUAUUCAGCACCUAUGGGGAUCUUUUUGAAUUUUUAACCAACCGUGUGGGUUUUGUUUUGUUUGUGUCAUUAUUCUUCUGUCACACUGUGGCAGGGUGACAAUUACACCAACAAAUUUACCGACGCAUAUAUGCAAGUACAAAACAUAACAUUUCACAGCUGGCAUGAGCACCUUUUUAAUGAUUCAUUUGACGGUCCUCUUUUACUUUUCACCGCCAUUCUACAGCAGGACAAUUCUUCCUUUCUUGAAUCUCAGAGCCCUUCACUGCUGCACAUCAGUCAGCAUUCUGCGUCAACUCUCCUCGCCUGGUGUAAAAGACUUGUUUGAAGGUGAUGAACGGUGGAUGAUACACGAUUGCACUUUCUUUCGUGAGACACUGAGACGAAAAGCGGUAGAUGGAGUGGAGGAGGUGUCUCGGUGUGAAUGGGACACGUCCUUAUAGUGGACAAACUUGCAAUGGCUGUUACUGUUCUAGGAUGCAGGCGCAGAAACGAACUUUCCAAAAGCAACAAACCCAAGUCAAGCAGAAAGCAACGGCUACAGCGACUGCCAAAACAGAGCAACAACAAAGAAAUCACAAUACCACAGCACAGAAAAAACGAGAGUGUCCGUUUUUUAAAAUGGAGCAUCCAGAACACCGUUAAUGGAAAAGAAUUGAGACACUACUCUCUAUAAAUGCGCUCGUAGUUAUGCUUUGUUGUUUGUAGUUGUUUUGUCGUACUAGUAGAAACUAUUGAUAUUUUGUUAAAAGUGCUUGCUUUCUUUUCUCUAUCUUCUUAAUUCUCGUGAUAUUUACAGCACGGACUAAUCAAGUUUUGGGUAAAUGCUGAAAUGAUCUCUGUUCCUGCCUCUUAGCUAAACCUCCACUCAGGCCUCCAUCUUUUGGCCUUUUUCCUCAGCCUCUCCUAAUCUCUCACUUUAUAUAACCUCGACGGCUCGAGGGCACAAAGCUCUUUGCUCUUUUCCCUUUUUUUAUUGAUAUGUUUUAAUCAGGUGUUUGCACAAUAUGUGGUCUUUGACCACAAUUCAAAUCAGGAAAGUAUUUGCUUUUAGAUAUAUGUAUAAAAAAUAUACAUAACCAGUGACUAUUCAUUUCGUUACCCUUACUCAACAUAUCCUUUGCUCUUAAACUGACCUCUUUCUCUUUAUCCUCAAACUUUUUACUAAUAGUGUUGUUGGAAAGUGCCCCGGAAAAGCUGGUCUGGAGUCAGAAUAAGAUUUGCAGCCUGGAACGAUUCUGAAUCAGAAUUACGAAAAGGGAAAGUUGCUCAGAGACCAGUAUUAUGGCGGCAUUUCUCAGGAUCUCUUCUUUCUUUCUUUCUGACACUUCUUUUAUUGGUGCAAUAGGACUGUGUCGAUGGGGAAAUUUCCUAGGUUCCUAGGUUUUAGACGAGUGAAUGAUUCGUGCCAUAGAUAUUUACUGUUCAAGCUGGCGAAGCUUUCACAAUAUGAUACAUAUAUUGGGAAAAAAAAAACGUUUUUAGAAUAAUUAGAAAACAUAAUUCAUGUUUGAGUGUUAAGAAAAUAAUCCAAACAGAACAAAAAGCUUAAACCUUAAAAAUAUCUAGCACUUUUUUUGCAUCGUUUUGCUGAGAAGUAAUGAGUAUAUUGCUACUGCUCAGUUUCACUUGAAUGUGUGACUAUCUCCUGAACAUAGUUGUGUGUGUCUCUGUGUGUGUGUGUGUGUGUGUGUGUGUGUGUGUGUGUGUGUGCAUGAGUAUGUGUAUGUGUGUGUGAGCGUAUAAAAUAAUACCUAAUAUGCCUAAUAUGCAUUUCGUCAGACCAGACCUGCUCUAGUGCAAAUUAUAUCAAUGGUUUGCAUAGAACCAGGGCAGUAUACUUAAAAGACUGUUAUCAUUCACCAGUACGCUGGUUAUUAGGGUGGAAAUGGGUUUUCUUAACAAUAAGUGAAACCCGAUUACAUGUUGGUGACUCGGAUGUUUGCCACUUGAUAAUUUUGUCAAGAGAAACGCUUGCAUACACAAAUGCAUACCCUCACAUGUAUGUGUGUACACUUGUAUACCCAAUAAACUGCCCUUACUAGGGACUGAAGAAGGAAGUUUUGAAUGAGAAAGAUGAGCAUCAGCUCAUAAAGCAGGCAUGUUGACCAUGUGCAAUAUUUCUAAAGAAAAGAAUAUUGAAAAUAUUAAAGGUCUAACACAAAA